Penicillium cataractarum is the source of this 717-nucleotide messenger RNA. RefSeq names its product nuclear transport factor 2 family protein. The transcript has a single exon. Bases 1 to 717 code for a protein of 238 amino acids. NCBI's taxonomy places the organism in Eukaryota, Fungi, Ascomycota, Eurotiomycetes, Eurotiales, Aspergillaceae. The record is from RefSeq and is a predicted model, not a curated record.
AUGAGCAGUCCCGCUUCGGACCACCACCUUCUACUCCAACGCAUUGAACGUUUGGAAGCAAUUCACGAAAUUGAAAAAAUCAUGGGGCAAAGGGCCUUUCUUCACUCGGCCGGUCGGCAUGAUCGAGAGUUUCACGAGUUGUGGUCCAAGCGAGAGGACAUCGUUUUCGAAGCCGAGGACUGGGGCGCUUGGACAACACGCGAGACUAUCUACAAAUCUUACGUUGUGGGAAAUCCGUUUCCACCUUCCACCAAGGGCCUAUUGAUUGAACAUGCCAUCACUACGCCUGUCAUCGAAAUUGCGGCAGAUGGGAGUACUGCAAAAGGGGUCUGGAUUUCUCCAGGUCAUGAGACCUUUCCCAUUGAAGGGAAAAUCUAUCCCAACUGGUCCUGGGGCCGCUAUGCGGUGGACUUUAUCAAGGAAGAUGGCCAGUGGAAGAUCUGGCAUCUCCACGUCCUGACGACCUUUAGGACGCCCUUCAAUCAAAGUUGGGUUGAAAGUGCGAUGAAGAAACCGGAGUUUUUGCCCGAGGAUGGCAAGGUUAUUGAAGGGGUUAUUCCAGCUGAUCGAGGUGUCUCGUUCAACCAGGCUUAUCAGCCUGAAAAGACUCCCAAGUACCAGCCAGUACCCCCGGAUUCAUACAAUACCUGGAGUGAGACUUGGAGUGCGACGGACUUGUACGAACAUCCCAAGGAGCAGAAGAACGGUACUCACUAG